GGUUAAAGUUAGAGUGGUCAGCAGCGCUGCACAUCGAGGACUUUUAUUUUGUUUGACCCCUAGUUGUGUGCGAUCAGCUGAGCAAAGCGAGAAAAUCUGUUGGCGUCCAGACCCGCUGAUGCGCGGUGCUCAGCAAAGGUGAAGACCGGACCGAACCCACAGAGCUCAGAUGGAGGUGACCGGAAGCCCAGCCGGAUUUUUAAAUAAGUAGAAAAGAACCGAGAAGGUUGAUGAAAGCUCCCAGCCCAGACAGCGCGCGCUGAGCAUCGCCUGGUAAAGUUAAAGAGCUUUAAUAGAGCAGAGCAGCCCCCCCUCCCUGGUUGAACAUGCACUGAAACCGGAGCCACAAAGGCAGCGGCGCCGACUGAGACGGAUAAAUGUGCUCCGGUGCAGCUUCACUGCAAACCGAAGGACCUCAUGUCGUUCCUGGACUGCUCCUGUAUCUCCUCCCACACUCAGGUCCAGCCAAUCAGCAUAGAGGACCAGUAUGAGGACACCAGCCACUCGCACCUGGUCAGUAAGAGCAGUGAUGGUUCUCCAUGCUCUGUGCUGGGAGCGGAGGAUGACCUCUCCGGUCUGUCGGCGGACUCUGCAGAUUACCAGCUGCUGUCAGAACUGGGUCGAGGUUUUAAUAACCUGAGCCAGGUGAGCAUGGCGCGUCAUAAACCCUCCGGCCAGCUGGUGGCCGUGAAGAACACCAACCUGGACGAGUGUACAGAGGAUGAACUGAUGCAGCUAAUGAACGAGGCCCUCUUAUCCAGACUUUUCCGUCACCCGAACCUUCUCACGUCCAGACUGGUGUUUAGCUCCUGCUGCCAGCUGUGGGUUCUUUCGCCUCUAAUGAGCUACGGCUCUGCAGACUCUUUACUCAGGUCAUAUUUUCCUGAUGGAAUGAGUGAAUCUUUAAUAGCAUACCUGCUUUACGGUGUCCUGAGGGCCCUCCAGUACCUGCACCACAUGGGCUACGUCCACAGGGGUGUGAAGGCGAGUCAUGUGCUGUUGUCCGCUGAGGGGCGUGUGUGUUUGUCUGGGCUGCAGAGUGUGUAUAGUUUAAUGAGAGAUGGGAAGAGGAUGAGAGCUGUGUUCGACAUGCCUCAGCACAGUCCAUCUCUGCUGCCCUGGCUUAGCCCUGAGCUACUGAGACAAGACCUGCACGGUUACGGGGUGAAGUCCGAUAUCUACAGCGUGGGGAUUUUGGCGUGUGAGCUGGUCAGCGGGAGAGUUCCAUUCCAGGACAUGCCGCCCACUCUGAUGCUGCUGCAGAAGCUGCGGGGUUCUCACAGCUGUCUGCUUGAUGUUGCCCCCUACCCCCUGGGGGAGCUAGGGGCUCUGAAGGUUUCUCGCUCUGGAGUGGACUCUGGGAUUGGGGAGAGCGUAGUGGCCGGCAGCCUGACCCGUAGCACGGCUACUGCAGAACCACAGAGCCCUGGGCCAAAAAACCACUCAGCCACUCUCCACAACUUACUGCAGCUCUGUCUACAGCACCAACCUGAACGAAGGCCGUCUGCGUCAGCUCUCCUCAGUCACCCCUUCUUUAAACAGGUGAAGAAACACACCCAGGACUCCUUCCAGAGUCUGAUAUAUCCGGCUGUGCCUCUCUCCUGCCCCCCAGACAGUCCAGCAUCUGACGCCCCCACUCAGACCCCCAGUACACCAAACACACCCUCACCCAGCACACCUGAACCUGUGGAUGGGGUGUGGGACUUCUCCUAAUGCUGCAGAGCACUGAGUGCAAAACACAUUAACAAGCCAGAACAGGACAAAUCAGUCGAAAAUCAUGGUACCAGACCAGCACUUCUGCGUCUCUGAAUUUGGCCUGUUAAUGAUUUUGAACCUGGGUGCUUAUUCUCUCUCUCCUGUUUCUCUCCUCUCUUUUUCUUUCCUGUCUCUUUCUCUCUCUCGUUCUGCCUGCAUACUCCUUUAACACCUUCAAACCUGUCUGUCUCUGUGGGCAGGUCCUUUACCUGCCUUGGUUUUAUAUAUGUCUCCAAAGGAAGGAAGGAGAUGGUAGAACAGUUACAGAACUUUCCCACAUUCUUGCUGUGCUGUAUUUUAUAUCCACCAUUCCAAGCCUACUUUUGUUGCUUGUAUUGGGGGUUUUAGGGUUGCUGUGUGAUGCUGGCUGGUGUGAGGAUUGUGGACAUUCAGUGAAGAAUUCUGUGCCAUGACUGGACGUUUUUGUCUUCGUAAAUGUCAGUAGCCAGUGACCUUUGACAUAAAGUGGAUCAGACCACAGCUGCAGUGAAGAAUCAACAAAGCUGAGCCACGUGUACUGGGAGGGAGGAGUGUGCGUGUGUGUGUGUGUGUGUGUGUGUGUGUGUGUGUGUGUAUACGGCCAUUUUAUCAGAAACACCCACCAUAUUGGUGCACUUUGUAGUCGGCUGCCCUCAACACCACCAAGAGACAGGGAACCACCACUGACCAUAUUACAUGUGAGCAGUGGACCAUUCUUAGCACAGCAGCGAUGCUGAUAUGGUGAUACGGUCACAUGUAAAAGUUUGUGCAGGUUUUAUUGAUUUUCUAAAUGAAAAUAUGCCAACACGCUCUACAGAGAACUUACUGUUUAUGUACUGAAUUUACCAUAUGAACAUAAAAUGUGGCAGAUAGAAAUGUUACAGCACAUUUAAUGAUGUUUUGUUGUUUUAUUAAUGUUAAUUAUGAAAUUGUGCACUAAGAUUUGCAGAAAAUGCCAUAUUUAAAUUCUCUGUAGAAAAACGGCAAAACGUCAUUUGAUCAGUGAUGUUCAAACUUUUGCAUACGACUGUAGAGUGGUAGUGUGUGUGGAGGUGAUAUGAGUGUAUCAGGUGAUGUGGUGUUGCUGGGGUUCCUACACACCGUGUACUCGUACUGGUCACUUUAUUAGAAACACUUUAUAAUUAUAUAACAUACAAUUAAUUGUAUUGCUCUACCUUGUUAGUGUACAGUUAUGCUGUAUUUACCUCCUUUGGAGGUGAAAAUCGUUAUUCCAUGCCAGCAGUACGCACCCAUCCGCCGUGUGGAAAUGUUGCCAUGGUGACAACAUCAGAAACAACAAUAGAUGAUUAUCAGAGUAGAGCUUGAUUUGACUUUAACUCAAUUCUUUAUUUAAUGUAGAAAAAACAGGUUCUAGUCUUGUACAAGUUUUUGUUGUAUAAUUCUGCACAUCUGGGCAUCUUUGGCUUUCCAAAACAGAAGCGCUGCUGUCGCCAAUGAUGGUGAAGAAUUUUCUGUCUCUGCUCUAUUUAAAACAAUGGACUAUCCAGUUUGCCCUAUACCAUCAUACUGUAAAAGCAUAAUUAGCAGCUACAGAUCAGCUGAUGCUCAGUUUCUGUUAGCCAUCCUUUGGCCCUUUAUCAUGGUCAGCUUAUGACCCCAGAGCUGCUCUUGACUGAAUACAUUUGUGUGAAAAAUCCAGCAACACCACUGUGUCUGAUACACUCAUACCAGCACCACACACACCAUCAUGUCGGUGUCACAGCUGUGCUGAGAAUGAUCCACUACCUAAAUAACAUCUGGUCAGCGGUGGUGGACAGUGGCUGAUCAGUUGUGCAUCAGCAGUUGGGCUACAGCCUGUAACUGUUCACUUAUAUGCUAAGUGUUUGUGAUAAAACGGCCAAUUAGGGUCGUACCUAAUAAACUGGCAACUCUUUGUGUGUGUGUGUGUGUGGGUAUGUGUGUGUGCGUGUGCGUGUGCGUGUGCGUGUGUGUGUGUGUGCGCGUUAACGGGAUCUCCAAAGCCUCCUUCUGCUCCCUGUGAAGAAGUCAGAACCUCAUAUAAGAAAACCCUGUGAAACACCAGAUCAGUCCCUGGAUGCUGUGCUGUAAACCUGUCUGCCCAACACUGCCUCACACUCUGCCUCCGGCCCUGGAGGCGGGGUCAAUAGCGCCUUCAUACUGUUGAGGAACUAAACAGUUUUAACUGUGAUCGACUCCCUAUUUACCAGAGUCACUUUAUGUUUUUUUUAUGUUAGCUGUUUGAGCCAUUUAGAUGUAUAAUAAAUAUAUUCUUACCCAUUUUCUUAA
Molecule: messenger RNA, 4002 nt
Organism: Colossoma macropomum (tambaqui)
Lineage: Eukaryota; Metazoa; Chordata; Actinopteri; Characiformes; Serrasalmidae
Gene: stradb
Product: STE20 related adaptor beta
Exons: 13
Coding region: 418-1713 (431 amino acids)
Biological process (GO): protein phosphorylation
Molecular function (GO): ATP binding; protein kinase activity; protein serine/threonine kinase activator activity
Source: RefSeq, a predicted model, not a curated record